CAUUUCCGCCCGGCCGGCGGCGCGGUGGGGCCAGUGCCAGCAGAGGCGCGCGGUCCUCCCUCCGCCCGCCCGCGCCGGGGGCUGGCCCUGCCUCGCCGGCGCCUUUUUCCCCCGCACCGCGGCGCCGCUUCGCCACUCGGGCACCACAGGUAGGGCAGGAGGCUGGAGUGCCUGCUGCCCGCUGCCCGUAAAAUGGUCACCUCAGCUGGACAGUUCGCCCUCUUCGCGCUGGGUAUCUUGUUGGCCGUGUGCCAGGCCCUGGAGAACAGCACGUCCGCCCUGAGUGACCCGCCCAUAGCUGCAGCUGUGGUGUCCCAUUUUAAUGACUGCCCAGAUUCCCACAGUCAGUUCUGCUUCCAUGGAACCUGCAGGUUUUUGGUGCAGGAGGACAAGCCAGCAUGUGUCUGCCACUCUGGGUACGUCGGCGCACGCUGUGAACACGCAGACCUCCUGGCGGUGGUGGCCGCCAGCCAGAAGAAGCAGGCCAUUACUGCCUUGGUGGUGGUCUCCAUAGUGGCCCUGGCUGUCCUCAUCAUCACAUGUGUGCUGAUACACUGCUGCCAGGUCCGAAAACACUGUGAGUGGUGCCGGGCCCUCAUCUGCCGGCACGAGAAGCCCAGUGCCCUCCUGAAGGGAAGGACCGCUUGCUGCCACUCAGAAACAGUGGUCUGAGGAGCCCAGAGGAGGAGUCCUGCCAGGUGGCCCGCGGCAGCCUGAGGAAGAAAGGACUUCUUGAGGUCGGGACAGCAAGGGCGGCCUGGGACGUGCCCACAGACCUUCCCGACUCUGCCUGCAACCGCCUAUGCGGCCUUUGUGUCUCUUGUGGGCCUUUCUUCCAAACUCUGUCAAGAACUCUGUCUGCUUGGGUUUAUUCAGUGUGACCUGGAGAAGAAAUCAGUGCACCACAGCUUAACAACUGGUCCAAAAGGACCAGCACGGGGCGGACCUCCCAUUUACCUAGUGAGGUGUGUGCGUCCCAUCUGCUUCCAGGGCUGUGUGGGUGUGUUCUGCCAUCACGGAUGCCAGGCUGUGUUUCUCUUUAAUGGGCCUAUCUUCCCACAAGGCUCCAUCCUACCCGACACCAGAGAGUCCCACAGUUGGUACAGUUUUUUUCUUAUCCGCUCAUGGGGGAAGAAAGUAGAAAAGGCAUAACUGCUUUUUGCUACGUGAAGACACCACGUAGACAUCUGCUCUCUGUCCACGAAACCCUUAACCAGCCUGAAGUCUUCCAUCGACGCAUGAGGUUGAAGACCUUCCCAAGCCAUCACCACCCUCAGAGAUGAGUUCUUAUUUAGUAGAUGGAGAAUGGUUUUAUUUUUAAUCUCCUAAGUCAAUGUCAAAAAUGUAAAACCAGGAGUUCCCACUGUGGCUCAGUAGUAAUGAACCUGACUAGUAUCCAUGAGGACACAUGUUCAAUCCCUGGCCUCGCUCAGUGGUUUAAGGAUCCAGCAUUGCUAUGAGCUGCAGUGUAGGUCAUAGACGAGGCUUGGAUCUGGCUUGUCUGUGACUGUGGCGUAGGCCUGCGGCUGUGGCUCCAAUUCAACCCCUAGCCUUCGAAUUUUCAUAUGCCUUGCGUAUGGCCCUAAAAAGACAAAAAAGAAAAAAAAGUAAAACCCUUUCAGACAUGUGCAGUAAUGAUGUAUGUAUUGCUGGCUGGAAAGUUACACUGAUUAGAAAUGCCUGGGAGUUCCCAUCGUGUCUCAGCGGUGACAAACCCAACUAGUAUCUAUGAGGAUGCUGGUUCAAUCCCUGGCCUCCCUCAGUGGGUUAAGGAUCCGGCAUUGCCGUGAGCUGUGGUGUAGGUCGCAGAUGCGGCUCGGAUCUGGUGUGGCUGUGGCUGUGGUGUACACGAAUGGCUACAGCUCCAAUUCACCCGCUAGCCUGGGAACUUCCAUAUGCCACAGGUGUGGCCCUAAAAACAUAAAAAAAAAAAGGAAAAGAAAAGAAAUGUCUGGUCUUUGGGAGACAGCUGAAGCUUGAGAAAAGCCACCCAAGAUGGGUGGAGAUGGAAGCAGAUGAAUUGCUGAUGGGAGCAAAGAUCAGUGUUCAGAGGUCAUGCCAUUUAAUAUCUGAAGCAGGUAAAUGCCCCAGGAUACAUUCCUGUUGAAAAGUUAGUGGAUCUGUCAGUGGAGAUCUGGCACCUUGUCGAGGAAGGGAGUGUGUGUGUGCGCGCCUCUGCCUGGGGAAACACAAGAGUGACUGCACGGCUCUCUUCUUAAACAUGUUCCCCUUCUAGUGGGCCCUCCAAGAAUCUGUUUGGAAACAGAGCAUUAGCAGAGAGCCACAGGCAUUUGGGGCUGCGUCCAUGGAAGCAGGACCAGUCACUUAUUUUCCAUGUUAUGACUUGGUGGAUUUGAUGCUUUAUUUUUAAAAAAGAGAAAUUGAACUUUCCUGUUUAUUUUCAAGCAUUAGAAGAAAUAUCCAAGUGAUUUUUUUUUUUUCUUUUCCAGUCAGGAUACUGGUUUUAUUAACAAAAACCCUAACAAGCCGCCUCAACAGUGUGGGUCUCGCUUUUCCCUCAGAGAAGGAAAAAUUAUUCUUUGGGUCCUUUUCAACGCAGUGGGCCUGCCUUUGCGAAGCGCUGGUUUCCUUCAACUGCACACAGGAGCUCCUCCCUAGGAACUGUCAUUAAAAUCUGAACCAGGGAGUUCCCGUCGUGGCUCAGCAGUUAACGAAUCUGACUAGCAUCCAUGAGGACGAAGGUUCAAUCUCUGGCCUCGCUCAGUGAG
Molecule: messenger RNA, 2729 nt
Organism: Phacochoerus africanus (Common warthog)
Lineage: Eukaryota; Metazoa; Chordata; Mammalia; Artiodactyla; Suidae
Gene: TGFA
Product: transforming growth factor alpha
Exons: 6
Coding region: 193-672 (159 amino acids)
Biological process (GO): positive regulation of mitotic nuclear division; positive regulation of cell population proliferation; epidermal growth factor receptor signaling pathway
Source: RefSeq, a predicted model, not a curated record